ACAAUCACAGGCAGGCAGAGACAUACCUGGGCUCCAACACCUCCGAGGGAGCAAGGACCCAACUGUCUGUGAGAUCAGCCCAGGCCAGGCCAACACAGGCUUGCACGGGCAGGCACAGAACGGUCUGUGCACACACUGAGCUCACCUGGCUGGAGCCUCAGGAGGCCUUGGGCCCAGGACCCGGCCAGCCUGUGAGGGAGGAGGAGUUACUGCUGUCCUCACUGUCAGCUGGUCCCCAGCCAGAGCCUGUGGAGCUCCCGUCUGCCCUCCCAUCCACCCUGUUCCAGGCACCUCCCCAGCCUCCAUCACCACCUCUGUGUCCUCCUGAGAUACCUCCCAAACCUCUUCGCCUGCCCCCGGAGUUUGAUGACUCUGACUACGAUGAGGCCCCAGAGGAGGGGCCAGGGGCCCCUGCUAGCGUGAUGACCAAGAAGGAGGAGCCCCCUCCGAUCCGAGUCCCGAGGGCUGUGCGUGUGGCCAGUCUGCUGAGUGAAGGGGAGGAACUAUCUGGGGAUGAUGAAGAUGAGGAUGACCACGCCUAUGAGGGCAUCUCCAACAGUGGGUGGCCCACCAGCAGCCUAAGUCCAACCUUGCCCAGCCUGAUCCAGGAGCUCCUGCCGUACCCCAUGGAUGAACUGCCUGGGGGCUCCACCCCCACCACAUCAGUCAUUAAAGCCGGCUGGCUGGACAAGAACCCACCACAGGGAUCAUAUAUCUAUCAGAAGCGAUGGGUGAGGCUGGACGCUGAGCACCUGCGAUACUUUGACAGUAAUAAGGAUGCCUACUCUAAGCGCUUUAUCCCAGUAGCCUGCAUCUCCCGGGUGGCUGCUAUUGGGGACUUGAAGUUUGAAGUGAUUACCAACAACCGGACCUUUGCCUUCCGGGCAGAGAGUGAUGCUGAGCGGAAGGAAUGGAUGCAGGCUCUGCAGCAGGCAGUGGCUGAGCAGCAUGCCCGUGCCCGGCUGUCUAGUGCUUAUCCCUUGGGAGUGCAAGGCUCCGAUCAGCCUGACAGAGCUGGCAGUCUGGAGCUUCGAGGCUUUAAGAACAAGCUGUAUGUGGCUGUGGUCGGGGACAAAGUACAGCUCUAUAAGAAUCUGGAGGAAUACCACCUGGGCAUCGGCAUCACCUUCAUUGACAUGAGCGUGGGCAAUGUGAAGGAAGUCGACCGGCGUAGCUUUGACCUCACCACACCCUACCGCAUCUUCAGCUUCUCAGCUGACUCAGAGCUAGAAAAAGAGCAGUGGCUGGAGGCCAUGCAGGGAGCCAUUGCUGAGGCCCUGUCGACCUCGGAGGUGGCCGAGCGCAUCUGGACUGCGGCCCCUAACAGGUUCUGUGCUGACUGCGGGGCUGCCCAGCCUGACUGGGCCUCCAUCAACCUCUGUGUCGUCAUCUGCAAGCGCUGUGCAGGGGAGCACCGUGGCCUGGGUGCUGGAGUCUCCAAGGUACGGAGCCUGAAGAUGGACAGGAAGGUGUGGACAGAAACACUCAUCGAGCUCUUCUUACAGCUGGGCAAUGGUGCUGGAAACCACUUCUGGGCAGCCAAUGUGCCUCCCAGCGAGGCUCUGCAGCCCAGCAGCAGCCCCAGUGCCCGGCGACACCAUCUGGAGGCCAAGUACAGGGAGGGCAAGUACCGCCGCUACCACCCGCUCUUCGGCAACCAGGAGGAGCUAGACAAGGCCCUGUGUGCUGCAGUGACCACCACAGAUCUGGCUGAGACCCAGGCCCUCCUGGGCUGUGGGGCUGGGGUUAGCUGCUUCUCAGGGGACCCAGAGGCCCCUACGCCCCUGGCUCUUGCUGAGCAGGCCGGACAGACGCUACAGAUGGAAUUCCUACGGAACAACCAGACCAUGGAGGUCCCUCGGCUGGACUCGCUGAAGCCUCUGGAAAAGCAUUACUCAGUGGUCCUGCCAACUGUAAGCCACAGUGGCUUCCUCUACAAGACUGCUUCUGCCAUCAAGCUUCUGCAUGACCGUCGGGCCCGGGAAGAGUUCAGCCGACGCUGGUGUGUCCUAAGCGAUGGGGUCCUGAGCUACUAUGAACAUGAACGAGCUGUGACCCCAAAUGGGGAGAUUCGGGCCAGCGAGAUUGUAUGCCUGGCAGUGCCCCCUCCUGACAGCCAUGGCUUUGAACACACCUUUGAGGUAUACACAGAGGGGGAACGGCUAUACCUGUUUGGGCUGGAGAGUGCGGAGCUGGCUCAUGAAUGGGUCAAGUGCAUUGCUAAGGCAUUCGUGCCUCCCCUGGCUGAGGACCUGCUGGCUCAGGAUUUUGAGCGGCUUGGGCGUCUACCAUACAAAGCUGGCCUGAGUCUCCAGCGGACUCAGGAGGGCUGGUUUGCUUUGACCGGCUCUGAGCUCCAUGCAGUCUUCCCAGAAGGGCCCUGCGAAGAGCCAUUGCAGCUCCGGAGAUUGCAGGAGCUUUCGGUCCAAGGGGACAACGAGAACCAGGUGCUGGUGCUGGUGGAGCGAAGGAGGACGCUGUAUAUCCAGGGGGAACGGCGGUUGGACUUCAUGGGUUGGCUGGGGGCCAUCCAGAAAGCAGCAGCCAGCUUGGGGGACACGUUGUCGGAGCAGCAGCUGGGGGACUCAGACAUUCCUGUGAUUGUGUACCGCUGUGUGGACUACAUCACCCAAUGCGGCCUCACCUCCGAGGGCAUCUACCGCAAGUGUGGGCAGACAUCCAAGACGCAGAGGCUGCUGGAGAGCCUGCGGCAGGAUGCACGCUCUGUGCACCUCAAGGAGGGCGAGCAGCACGUGGACGAUGUCUCCUCUGCACUCAAACGCUUCCUGCGUGACCUGCCGGAUGGGCUCUUCACUCGUGCCCAGCGCUUAGCCUGGCUGGAGGCCUCAGAGAUAGAGGAUGAGGAGGAGAAGGUAUCCAGGUACCAAGAGCUCCUGGUGCAUCUGCCCCCUGUCAACCGUGCUACUGUGAAGGCCCUUAUCAGUCACCUGUACUGUGUCCAAUGCUUCUCAGACACAAACCAGAUGACCACGCACAACCUGGCCAUUGUGUUUGGGCCCACGCUCUUCCAGACAGAUGGACAGGACUACAAGGCCGGCCGGGUGGUGGAAGACCUCAUUAGCCACUAUGUGGUGGUGUUCAGUGUGGAUGAAGAGGAGCUGAGGAAGCAGCGGGAAGAGGUCACUGCCAUUGUGAAGAUGCGAGUGGCUGGCACUGCCAGCGGGACUCAGCAUGCUGGUGACUUCAUCUGCACAGUGUACCUGGAGGAGAAGAAGGCAGAGACUGAGCAGCAUGUCAAGAUACCUGCAUCUAUGACAGCAGAAGAGCUUACCCUGGAGAUCCUGGACCGCCGAAAUGUGGGCAUCAAGGAGAAGGACUAUUGGACUUGUUUUGAGGUCAAUGAGAAGGAGGAAGCAGAGCGGCCCCUGCAUUUUUCGGAGAAGGUGCUGCCCAUCCUGCAUGGGCUGGGCACAGACAGCCACUUGGUGGUGAAGAAGCACCAGUCCAUGGAGGCCAUGCUGCUGUACCUAGCCAGCCGUGUGGGCGACACCAAGCAUGGCAUGAUGAAGUUCCGUGAGGACCGCAGCCUCCUGGGUCUGGGGCUGCCCUCAGGCGGCUUCCAUGAUCGCUACUUCAUCCUCAACAGCAGCUGCCUGCGGCUCUACAAGGAAGUCCGGAGCCAGAGGCCAUGGAGCGGGGCCCCUGAGACCAGUCACCGGCCAGAGAAGGAGUGGCCCGUCAAGAGCCUGAAAGUCUACCUGGGUGUGAAGAAGAAACUUCGGCCACCUACCUGCUGGGGCUUCACAGUGGUGCAUGAGACGGAGAAACAUGAGAAACAGCAGUGGUACCUGUGCUGUGACACACAGAUGGAGCUCCGGGAGUGGUUUGCCACCUUCUUUUUUGUGCAGCAUGAUGGCCUGGUGUGGCCCUCAGAGCCUUCGCGUGUGUCCCGGGCAGUCCCCGAGGUCCGGCUGGGCAGCGUAUCACUGAUCCCCCUGCGUGGCAGUGAAAACGAAAUGCGCCGUAGUGUGGCGGCCUUCACCUCAGAUCCUCUUUCUCUCUUCCGCCAUGUCUGAGCACUGGAGCCAGCAUGGCUCUGCGAUGUCGCCGCUGUCACCAGGAAGCCUGCCAGUUCAGACACCCUUGUGCCCUGCACACCUGGCGUGAGCCAGCAGGGGGCGCACGAGGAAGCCAUACCCCCCACAUCACACAUCCUGACCGCAGACUGGGCUUCCCGGCUCAAGGGGCUGGGGGAGGGGGGCAGCAGGAUCUGCCCAGGGAGGGGCGCCUCCUAGCUCUCCAGGUGCACCACCCUCCUGGCCUGGCUUGCUCAGGGUCACCUGCCCUGAGUUUGUAAGUUGGAGAAGCUAAGCAGAAACCAGAGCUCCAGAGAGCACCAUCCAGGAAAGUCUCUGGGGCCCUGCUGGAAGGGAGCCUGGCCCCUUGCCCCAGACUCCCAAGCAGCUGAAAGUGGGUGCUCUGAAGGAGCACUCAGCCAAGUGCGGAAGGAGCUCUGGAAAAACUUAUACAGAGCUGAAAGCUGGACUUUGGGUACUUGAACCACCCUUCCAGUCUGACUGGCUAGGAGGGUCCAGGCCACCUGCUGCCCCUUCCCCACUUUGGGGGCUUUUGAUAAUAUAAAUACAUCUGUAUAUUUUA
Messenger RNA from Dipodomys ordii (Ord's kangaroo rat), 4620 nucleotides. It is a transcript of the gene Arap1, whose product is annotated as ArfGAP with RhoGAP domain, ankyrin repeat and PH domain 1. Gene Ontology annotation, molecular function: phosphatidylinositol-3,4,5-trisphosphate binding; GTPase activator activity. Gene Ontology annotation, cellular component: cytoplasmic vesicle; plasma membrane; trans-Golgi network. Bases 423 to 4037 code for a protein of 1204 amino acids. Gene Ontology annotation, biological process: signal transduction; positive regulation of GTPase activity. The record is from RefSeq and is a predicted model, not a curated record. Lineage: Eukaryota; Metazoa; Chordata; Mammalia; Rodentia; Heteromyidae. The transcript has 33 exons.